Messenger RNA from Fusarium tjaetaba, 213 nucleotides. RefSeq names its product transport Sec61 subunit gamma. NCBI's taxonomy places the organism in Eukaryota, Fungi, Ascomycota, Sordariomycetes, Hypocreales, Nectriaceae. Gene Ontology annotation, cellular component: Ssh1 translocon complex; membrane. Gene Ontology annotation, biological process: post-translational protein targeting to membrane, translocation; protein targeting. Gene Ontology annotation, molecular function: transmembrane protein transporter activity. The transcript is spliced from 3 exons. The coding region runs from base 1 to 213 and encodes 70 amino acids. The record is from RefSeq and is a predicted model, not a curated record.
AUGUCCGACCAGGUUCAAGAGAUCCUCGAGGUUCCCUCCGAGUUCGUCAAGGACGGAGUUCAAUUCGUGCGACGAUGCACCAAGCCUGACCAGAAGGAGUUCCUACGCCUCUGCCAGGCUGUUGGCGUUGGUUUCCUCAUCAUGGGCGCUGUUGGCUACGUUGUCAAGCUGGUGCACAUCCCCCUCAACCACGCUCUCGUCGGUAGCGCAUAA